CACUCUCUAUACCAAAAACAAAAAUCUCACCCUCCUCAAGAAAAUCAAACCAGCCGUUGGAAAAAUGGCGGACGUAGCUACAAAGAACCCCGUGGAAGAUGAGGUGAAGAAAACGGAGGCGUCUAGUUUGGUGGGGAAGCUAGAGACAGACGUGGAGAUCAAGGCUUCGGCUGAUAAGUUUCAUCACAUGUUCGCUGGGAAACCACACCAUGUCUCCAAAGCAAGUCCAGGCAACAUUCAAAGCUAUGGGGAGGCAAAGGUGGCGAAGGAGAGGAUCGAGGCGGUGGAGCCAGAUAAGAACUUGAUUACGUUUAGGGUUAUAGAAGGUGAUCUGAUGAAAGAGUACAAGAGCUUUGUGAUCACGAUCCAGGUGACCCCUAAGCAUGGAGGGCCUGGAAGUAUUGUGCACUGGCACCUUGAGUAUGAGAAGAUUAGCCAGGAGGUAGCUCAUCCCGAGACUCUUCUUCAGUUCUGUGUCGAAGUGUCCAAAGAGAUCGACGAACAUCUCUUGGCUGAGGAAGAAGAGGUGAAGACAACAGAGACGCCUAGUUUGGUGGGGAAGCUAGAGACAGACGUGGAGAUCAAAGCUUCAGCUGAGAAGUUCCAUCACAUGUUCGCAGGGAAACCACAUCAUGUCUCUAAAGCAUCUCCAGGAAAUAUUCAAGGCUGUGAUCUGCACGAAGGCGACUGGGGAAAAGUUGGCUCUAUCGUCUUUUGGAACUAUGUUCAUGGCAAGUCAAUUUUGUAUAAAUCUUCUUAUGGAGAGGCAAAGGUGGCUAAGGAGAGGAUUGAGGCGGUGGAUCCGGAUAAGAACUUGAUCACGUUUAGGGUUAUCGAAGGUGAUCUGAUGAAAGAGUACAAGAGCUUCUUGCUCACGAUCCAGGUGACCCCUAAGCAUGGAGGCCCUGGAAGUAUUGUGCAUUGGCACCUUGAGUAUGAGAAAAUUAGCGAGGAGGUGGCUCAUCCCGAAACUCUCCUCCAAUUCUGUGUCGAGGUCUCCAAAGAGAUCGACGAACAUCUAUUGGCCGAGGAAUAGAGGACAGUACUCUUCGUGUUUGAAUUUAAAUGCAAUAAAUAAGGACUAAGAGC
Messenger RNA from Arabidopsis arenosa, 1089 nucleotides. The record is from the annotation of a GenBank genome assembly. Lineage: Eukaryota; Viridiplantae; Streptophyta; Magnoliopsida; Brassicales; Brassicaceae.